AUGUCUCUAGGAGAUGGGGAGUUCUAUACGUUUAACUGCUGGCUAACCAAGGAUGAGGAGGGGCACGGAUGGAGCAAGUUUUUCACCAAUGUAAGCCCAAGUUUUCAAUCCACCGAGAACUUCUUGAACAGUCUGCAGUCUAUUUCAGGGGGUGAUUCGUGGAUCGCCUUGGCGUUAUCGAAUUGA
Messenger RNA from Sclerotinia sclerotiorum 1980 UF-70, 186 nucleotides. RefSeq lists its product with no specific name. Lineage: Eukaryota; Fungi; Ascomycota; Leotiomycetes; Helotiales; Sclerotiniaceae. The record is from RefSeq and is a predicted model, not a curated record. The coding region runs from base 1 to 186 and encodes 61 amino acids. The transcript has 2 exons.